AUGUAUAUGUCGACAUUAUGUCGACUGUCUUCAACAUUAUAUUCAAAUGUCGUUCUUUCAGUGAGCGAACGAUUUUCACCUGGCAUCGUUUCAAUCGAACAGAAAUUUGGCGUGAAGCUAUGUCUGGUGCUAUCAAGAAGGCUACCGGUUUGACCGGGCUCAAUGUGGCCAAGAACCCACACCACACUCUGACCGCCCUGUACAACAAAAUCCUCCGGGCCGUGGCGAAGAUGCCCCAGGAUGCGGCCUAUCGGCGUUACACCGAGCAAAUUGUUUCGGAGCGUGCCAAGAUCGUAGCUUCGACACCAACGGUUCGUGAAGUGGAGGACAAGAUCAACUGCGGACAGGUGGAGGAACUGAUCAUCCAAGCGGAAAACGAACUGACCCUGGCGCGUAAGAUGCUCGGUUGGAAGCCAUGGGAACCUCUGGUAAAGCAGGCCCCGGCAACCCAGUGGUCCUGGCCACCGGCGAAAAUUCACGAACUCAAGUAAGGUCGGAGAAAGAAUUACAUUUUAUUGAUUGUUUAGAACGGUGCCCUGUAAAUAUAGUCCUGCGUAAUUGAACAGGCAAUCGAAA
Molecule: messenger RNA, 576 nt
Organism: Aedes aegypti (yellow fever mosquito)
Lineage: Eukaryota; Metazoa; Arthropoda; Insecta; Diptera; Culicidae
Gene: ND-13B
Product: NADH dehydrogenase [ubiquinone] 1 alpha subcomplex subunit 5
Exons: 4
Coding region: 18-491 (157 amino acids)
Biological process (GO): respiratory electron transport chain
Source: RefSeq, a predicted model, not a curated record